Messenger RNA from Photinus pyralis (common eastern firefly), 1930 nucleotides. Its product is annotated as serine/arginine repetitive matrix protein 1-like. The record is from RefSeq and is a predicted model, not a curated record. The transcript has 5 exons. Lineage: Eukaryota; Metazoa; Arthropoda; Insecta; Coleoptera; Lampyridae. The coding region runs from base 519 to 1880 and encodes 453 amino acids.
GACUACUUUCGGAAAAAACGAAAUUUUGCAGAAUCGUUUUUAUUUUUUGCCUGAGUGAAAGUAAAAUUUCAACAGCAGCUUGUCCUCUUCUAUAGUAAAAGGCAUUUUAUUACGGAACAUUACUCUAAAAUGACAAAAAAGGAACCCGCCGUAGAAAUAAUUUCCCUACAUUAAAAUUGUUUAAAGGAAAUUCUAUCAGUCUUCACAUAAAAGACGAAAAUAAUAAAGAGAAGUAAUUUUGUAACACAGGGAUAAAUACAGUAAAUAAUCACAAACAAGCACGCCCACGUUCAGGAAUGUGAAAAGUGUAAUUAAGAAUCGAUUUUUUCCGGUCUGAGAUUGUUGAGUAUCUAUUGGUAAUUGAAUGCGACCGUAACGCAGCCACAUUGAGAAGCUUCAUUAAACAAAAAAUCCCUAGUAGAAAGGAUAAAAAGGAAACUGCAACGUGCAGUAUGUUUAUGUCAUUUGUUUAGUUUUUAGUUUUUACAAGUUUCCACAAUUAAUUAAGGAAAAGCGGAAUGAGUAAAAGGAGUAGGGGCAAGGAAUCUGCCUCGGUUAGCACUAAGGGUAGCAAGGAGCAGGGUGGCCGAGUUAGGGCUUUGCUGACCAGGCUAAGUGCACACGACUUGGAGGGUAUAAAGGUUGUAAUACGACGACCGUACUUGCCAGAUUUACCAACAUCGUCUCCACCCGUAAUCGAGACCAGUUUGGACGAUCCUACUUCUUUAGUCGUUCAUAGAAGGGGUGAAGGAAAGCGUCCGAUAUUUGACAGAGAAGAGCUCGUGGUCAAUGUUGAAGAGCACUUAGAAGAGAGGAUCGUCUCGACGUCUCCGGUUCGCACGCGUGCACGCUCCGGGUCGCGAAGCCGUUCCAGAGAGACCUACAAACGGAGUUAUAGCCGAUCGCCGUCGAUAGAAUCUAGUCCGAAAAAAUUUAAAAGCAGCCAACCGUCAAAAAGUGAGCACUUUAGAAGGCGUUCCUACGAUGGCGGGUAUCCCAGAAGGAAGGAAACGCGUCGCGAAUUAAGCCCGGAACCCGGCACGUCGAAAAGGAGCAAGACGCCCGACAGAAGAGGACGGCAGUAUGGUGAUAGUCCAAAGCGUUACGAACGGAAACGUAGUCGUUCCAUCUCGCCCAAACGACCGUAUGAUAGAUCUAGUACGCAUAAAUAUUCCAGACCUCGCAGUAAAUCUCCGCCAGGAAAACGCAGUCGUUCGCCUUACAGUAGAAAACGAAGUAUCUCGCCCUACUCGAAGCGCCGACAACCGUCACCUCCGUCAAGGAAGACUCCAGCGAGGGACAAUCCGCCACCUGCUUCCAGCAAAGUUACCAGACGCAGUAGAUCGCCAGACGAUCGAAAUAGAAGGGGAUAUUCUUCUUCGCACAGAAGGCGCACUCCUUCCCCCUAUCAUAGGAGGCGCAGCCGUUCGCCUUACAGACCGCGAAGGCGCACGCGAAGCAAGUCGCCUCGACCCACCAAACAUUCCAGUUCGUCCGAGCUACAAAGUUAUGACGAAACUCACGCGGCGGAUUUUUACUACGGGGCGGAAGCGUUUUGGUAUCCAGAUCCGAUGCUCAGGCCUAGAUUUUUUCCAAGGGGGAUGAUUCCUCCGCCCGUCGCACUUCCGAGAGGAUUAUUUCGACCACCUCCGUACAUGGUCAGACCCUAUCUGCACACUCUACAUCCGGGCUUUAGACCGCGAACACCGGUCCGACCGUUUCGACCUGCGCGGCCACAAACACCCACGACAACUACCACCACCACAACAGCGCCAUCUGAAAAUCAGACGACUGUCAGUACGGCUACCUCGUCUAGUGUUGUAAUUGAGGAAUGUGAGCCUGAACCAGAAGCUGACAAUUCGGUUUCUACAGAACCCUAAAUGUAUUGUAAUAUUAUUUUGGACUUUAAAUAUACAAUUUUUUUCCUGUA